AUGCAUUUGCGGCGUAAUUUUCUUCAAACUUGUCUGCCGGAGUUAACCCAAACGCCAUUGCGGGGCGGUUGCUCCUUGUCGUCGUCGUCGUCGUCGUCUUCUUCGUCUUCAUUUCAAUUCUCUCAGGUGCGUCCCAGAAGUGUGUCGGCAUGUGCCACUGGCUGCCGUUUUGUCUCCGUUCACCGUCACGUUGCUCUGCACACCACUCUUUUAUCCACGUAUCAACGCAGCUCCCUGCAUUUCUGCACUCUUCUGUGCGCCCGACGCUUCAACGCAAGUAGUCCGCGUCGCGCUCCCACCUUCUCAGAGGUGUCGGAGGCGUGCCAUAUUUUAGGCGUAGAGGUGGAUUGCGAUCAGCGGCAUUUAAAAAGGGUAUAUCGUGACUUGGUGCGGAAAAAUCACCCCGAUGCUGGAGGUGAUGAGGCAAUGAUGAGUCGUAUUACCGUCGCGUACGAUCGACUACGAGGCAUGUCAAAGAUUGAGAGGGAACAGUUUAAAUUACAGAAGGAUACUUAUCGCGGGGGAAGUUAUUAUGCCACAAGGGCAGGCGCCAGCAGCAGCAGCAGCAGCAGCAGUGGAUACCGCUACCAGUCGCCUGCUGGUUACGGGGCGUAUAACACCCAUGCUUCAAACGGCACGCAGGGCUUUUACGACUCACCAUUUGGUGAGUAUUUUCGUCAGGGUCCCAUGAGGUCCCAGGGCUUCUACAACUACCAGCAACGACAGCAAAAAUAUAGCGAGAAUCCCUUUUCAUCUUCCCAUCCGUUUGGGUUUCACGCACAACUUCGAAGAGCAUGGAGUAUGCCGGUUUCGUCUAUUCUUUUACGUGGUCUUGUGAUGUACCUUGGGGUGUCGAUAUUAUUAUUGUUGAUCUAUCGUCAAUACCGUGAUUGGCUACACGAUGACGGAUGGAAAAUGUCUGAAAGUUUGGCACGAUAUGAACAGAUUUCGGAGCUGCAUCGUUUGAGACAAGAGAUGAAUGAACGCAUUCGUUCCACGCGUGAGGCCGCUGCCGCUCAGAAUCCUAGUGCACGGGUUUUUGCAGCCCUCUAUGAUGAAAACAGGGACUACAACUCGGUGGUUUCUUCUCGAGAGAAAGAGCUCCGUGCUUUGGAGUACGCCCGUCGUCGACAGAUGGAAUUGGGCGAGGAGGCGAAGGGGUGGCCGCAGUUUACGGAAGACAAGGGUCGAUUGAUACGCCGUGCAAAGGAUCCACCCGGUGUCGUUUUCUUUGAGCCACGAAAAGAAGACUUGCGGUAUAGACAGCUGCGGAAUAUGCAAACAGGCCGUGAGUGGAGCGACAAGAAACAAAAUGCGAAAAAUAUGAGUGACAAGGAACCCUCCAAUGAAGGCCAUGCUUUCGCUACGCCUGUUGCUACUACUCAACCCGGGGUAACCACCAUGAGUAAAACAAAUGAUAGUACCGUGACUAAUGCUGCUAAUAAUACUAAUACUAAUACUGCUACUGCUAGUACGAGUAAGAAUACGGGUACUAGCAAUGGUAACACUGCCUCUGUGGAAGUUGAUGGGAUUACGAGGAUUAAAAAAAUCAUUGGUGACGUAUUCCACAAUGAGCAGAAAGCCGCACGAAACGAAUGA
This is a messenger RNA of Trypanosoma cruzi, 1599 nucleotides long. RefSeq lists its product as uncharacterized. NCBI's taxonomy places the organism in Eukaryota, Euglenozoa, Kinetoplastea, Trypanosomatida, Trypanosomatidae. The transcript has a single exon. The record is from RefSeq and is a predicted model, not a curated record. The coding region runs from base 1 to 1599 and encodes 532 amino acids.